AUGACAAUGCACACGAACCUCUAUGCAGCACAAUUUCUUGCGGAACAUCCAGGGUUCGGACAGUAUUCUCGGUUUAGAAAAUGGCGUGAAACAAAUACAGCAGAAAUGAAAGCUUUUGUAGCAUUACAAAGAGCCAUGGGAAUAAACAAUAAACCAGAACUUGAAGACUACUGGGGCAAAUACUGGCUGACAAGAAACCUGUUCUGUGAUGUAAUGUCCAGAAAUAGAUUUGAACAGUUGUGUGGGUUCAAGCACUUCAAUGACAAUACAACUCGCCUACAAAGGGGACAGGAUGGUUACGAUCCGUUGCACAAAGUAAGGCCAGUCCUGGAAAUUGUGGAUCCUAUAUAUCCAUCAGUUUACAAUCCUGGCAAGGAGCUGGCCCUGGAUGAAUCAAUGAUCAAAUACAAGGACCGAAUUUUCUUUAGACAAUACAUGCCCACUAAGCCGACAAAAUUGGGUAUAAAGACAUUUGCUCUUUGCGAGAGUGACACCGGCUAUGGGUUACAAUUUGUUGUCUAUACAGGAAGAGCAACAUUCCCUGUCGACCAAUCUUCACCUCUCUCAAUGACUGAGCAAGUUGCCGUAGACAUAACCAAGGAUUACGUGAACAAAGGACAUGUGUUGUUCAUGGACAAUUUUAUACGUCACCACAACUGUUCAUGGCAUUGA
Molecule: messenger RNA, 672 nt
Organism: Mya arenaria
Lineage: Eukaryota; Metazoa; Mollusca; Bivalvia; Myida; Myidae
Product: piggyBac transposable element-derived protein 4-like
Exons: 1
Coding region: 1-672 (223 amino acids)
Source: RefSeq, a predicted model, not a curated record